Sphaeramia orbicularis (orbiculate cardinalfish) is the source of this 8653-nucleotide messenger RNA. RefSeq names its product SEC16 homolog A, endoplasmic reticulum export factor (gene sec16a). Lineage: Eukaryota; Metazoa; Chordata; Actinopteri; Kurtiformes; Apogonidae. Gene Ontology annotation, biological process: Golgi organization. The record is from RefSeq and is a predicted model, not a curated record. Gene Ontology annotation, cellular component: endoplasmic reticulum exit site; ER to Golgi transport vesicle membrane.
UGAAGAUGGUGGCUGUGUGUCAGACUCACUGUCCUACACAUUUCUACGUCUGACUUCUGCCUCCUCACUGACAUCACUGGUCCUUGGACCUGUUAACUCUGCAGCCAUGCAGCCGCCUCCUCGGACUGGACCGCCAGGAACUUCUGGCCCUCCUCCUUCUGGUGGGCCCAAUAUGUUCCGCAGGACCAGGCCUCACAAGCAUACAGCUGCUGCUGCUGCUGCUGCCACACUCCCCCCAACUACUCAACCCAUGACAGACCCUUUUGCUUUUGUCAGAGCUCCUACCCCUAUGGCUGCAGGGGGUCUCCCAACAGUUCCCAACAGCAACCCUCCACCCAUGCAAACUCCACCUAAUAACAUUUAUUCACAAGGUGGGUCUGGGCUGCCUCCACAACCACAACCGCUGCAAGAUGCAGCCUCAGCUACUCCUCCUGGUCCCCCACCAUCCUCUCUGCCAGGGGUGACUUUGUUUAACCCUCACAGUACAGUGUCUCCUGGUCUUUUGCCAGCACCUGUUCAGCCACCUGCUGGAUAUGCAUCCUCUCAUACAGAGCACAUUUAUUUUAAUUCAAGAGAACAUACACCAUCCAUGGCUGCAGAGCCACCACAUGAGGCCACAGCCCCUGCACCUAGUCAGACAACAUUUAACCAAGAAUUUCAAGGACAACCCCCUCCUCUGUCUGUCCCCUUCCAGCCAGUGCCUCCCGUCACUUCCUCUUCUCACUGGGUACCUGAUCAUGGAAGUCGCCCUCCAUGUCAGAACUAUUUCCAGCCCACUAGUGACCCUCCACCAACUUUUAAUGUACCUCCCCAGUCCCAGAUGUAUCCUACCCACACACCAUCACCCCAUCACAAUACCCCCACUCCUCCAAUACAGCCAGGACACCCCCAGGCCCCACUUCCUCCUCCUCACCAGAACCCCGGAAUGGCUUCUAGUUCUCAAUGGACUGACCCAAACCCACCCCCAGCAUUUAAUUCCCACCCCCAAACACAGAGCUAUUUCAGCCAGAGCUCAGCUCCCCAGGACUCAUGGUUCAACCAGCCUUCACAGGACUCAGGCUAUCACCAGAUGGGAACUCAUCCCCGGCCUGAUUCUGCCACUCACCUUGCAUUAAACCCUGGGCCUGGGCCUGGCCCAGCCCCUGCUUCAGCCUCGGCCCCUCCGCCUGCUCCUUUGUCUGCCCCUUCAUCUGCUCCCUACUCACAGGAGUCUGGUACACUCUCAAUGUUCUUCAAAGACAAUGAUGUGGAAAAUGAGGAAACAUUAGCUGGAGAGGCAAAAAAGGCAGUGAAUGGUAUUUUAGGAUCCUUUCAGCAUAACAGCAACCCACAAGCUCCCCCUCAAGCUCACAGGCAUGUAGAUGUACCUUUUGAUUUCCAAGGAGCUCCUUUGCAAGAUCACUCGCACUUACCCUACAUGAAUGACGGUAAUCAUACAUCACAAGGAAAUAGCCAAAAACCCCCUGACUCCCAGUAUGACCAUGUAGAGAAUUUGGAAUGUGUCCCAAAUCAGGAAGUAUUACCUAGCGAAACUCAUGGCAGCCCGGCUGCAAUUACUGCCCAUGGAGUAACCUGUUUUGAAACGGGGCCUAACCUGGAGACACCAGAUUCUGUUCCUAGACCAAUGAGAUCUGCCAGUUCAUCCAACUACAGCAAUAUGAGUCAUGGAAGUGGAACUGGCACCCGACGCCCAGGAAUAGUAGGGACUUUUAUUCAGCAGGAAAGCCCUCGUCUUGCUGAUGAUGCUCACCUACCUGCUGCAGCCGGAGGCUACUUUGAGCAGAUUGACACUUCACCAGCAGGAGAUAUGGGUGCACAGCAAAACUCCCCAGAGCAAAUAUGGGCUCCCACCCCGAGUCCUCCCAAGCCAACUGGUAUCUUUCAGGCCAGUGCAAACAGUUCUUUUGAACCAGUGCGCUCACAUGGUGUUGGUGUUCGUCCUGUUGAAGUUGAUAGGGCAAAUAUGGUUGUGGAAGGUGGUGCAGAUUCCACGCCUGGCAACCUCGAACAACCACCAGACAAUAUGGAAAAUAUUUAUGGCCCAGGAAACUCCCUGCCUACUGUGGCUGGAGGAGGUGUACCUCAUUUGACACAUCCAGUUGUUCAUUCUCACUCACGACCUUCAUCCCGAGCUUAUGGGGCCAAUCGGCCUUGCGAGAGUCCUGCCACUACUCUGUGGGCUCAAAAUGAUCCCACUAGCUUGGGUGUUAACAUCCUGCUAGCCCCUGCCGCACCAACAGUCUUAGCCCCCUUACGAGAGCCUAGCAGUGAUGUCAUCCAGCCUCCAGAGGAUGGUCCACUGGAUCUCCAUCCUCCCCAGAGAGUUCAACCAACUUCACAGCAAAACUCUGAAUCUCGAGAAUCCACCAAGGUGAGUGAGGCCGAGCCAAAUGACUCUCAAGGCAACCUGGGCUAUGCAUCUCUCUGGUAUCUAUCUCUGCAUCAGCCUGUUUUGAUUGCUCCGCCAGUGUCUAAUGUGAUUCCCCCGAAUACCCUUACCCAACCAGCCAGUCAAAGUAGCCUUAGGGAAACUACCCCACCUGUGAGAUUAGUUUCACAAGGACAAGGUGGUUGUGUCUCCCAACCACCUUCAGCCGCGUCUAAUCAGAAUCCACUGUUUGCCCCUGGACCUGUGAGUUUUAGUUCUUCAGCCUCUAACCAGGGCCCGCUAAAUCUGACUCGAGACAAAACAGAUGUAUCAUCGUCAGAAAUCACAGCUCUGCCACAGCCGGUUCGCCCUCCGCUUUCAAGGGGUCAGUCAUUGGUGGGGGAUAGCCACUCUGCUCUCCAUGUUAAUCCACAAUCUUCUCUUGUGGCUUCUUCCAUCUCUAAUCAUAAUCAUCCAACAAAUUAUGAACUGCUUGAUUUUUCUAUGCACCAAUCACAAACCCAAAACCAAGCAACUGGCCAUUCCUCUCUGCACGACUCUACACAGUGUAGUAAUGGAUUUUACCUACAGGUCACCAAAGAUGCUCAACAGGGUGUGAAAGCAGAUGGGGAUGCAUCUGUCCGGACCCCAGUCUCCUCAUCUACGCCACAGGUGCCACCAGCUCCCACGCAACCAGCACCUCUGAACACCCAGCAGCCACCACCCGAACUUACAAAACCAUCCAAUUCUCAGGCUGCACCACAAGGACAAAAUGACCCUCCUCCUGUUCCUGUGAGUGGAGCACAAACUUCCCAAGGCCAGUAUUCAAAUCCAGCACAGGGGCCUGCUGCAGAGGGUGCGCCUCCUCCUCCUGGUGCUGCGUAUCCUCCAGGGCCUCGGGGGCCGGUACCUCCAGGUGCUCCCCAGGCUCCUCCAGCAGAACAACCUCGACCCCCCUCCUCUUCUGGGAGUCAACAGGGUUAUGGACCCCCUCCUGCAUCAGGGCAAAUGUAUGGAGGCUAUUAUGGAGGUAGCUAUGGAGAUUACCCGGAUGGCAGAGCACCAUAUCCUCCUGGCCAGUACCCUCCUCCACCUGGGGACCCCAGAGCACAGCAAUAUUACCCUGAUGGCCCAUACAGGAGCAGAGCAGAUCCUUGGUACGGCAGAUACGAGGGGCCCAGUCCAGCAUACCGUGAUCCCAGUUACCAGUACAGAGAGCCCCAGCCAGAUCGCCCCAGCUCCCGGGCUAGUCAGUACUCUGACAGGCCAUCCUCCAGGCAAGGCUAUCCUGACGAUUACCAGAGAGCUAACCGAAGUGCCUAUAGUGACUAUUAUGCAGAUUACGCCAAGCACUAUGAUUAUGGAGGAUAUAAUUACGGACAGUAUGACCCUCGAUACAGAGGAUACUAUGAUCAGUCCUACUGGUCUAAUUAUGAUGACAGCUACAGAAGCAGAGACGGUUAUUACAAUCAACAAAUGUAUCCUGCCAGGAAAGAUGGCUAUGAUAACCUGUGGAGACACUACCCUGGAUAUGAUGCCAGUUUUGAUGAUGACUACCGCUGGCAUGGAGAAGGAUACGGUGAUGACUGUGACCGCCGCAGCGUGCACAGUGAGCAGUCAGCGCACAGUGUGCGCAGUUCUCACAGCCACCACAGCAGACGAAGCAGCUUCAGCUCACGCUCCCAACAGAGCCAGGUAUACAGGAGUCAGCCUGACCUAGUGUCUGCCGUGUACGACAACACAGCAUCCACUUUAGCUGUCGACUACUCCUAUGGACAGUAUCCAAAUCAGACAGAUGCUUCCCAGAAUUUCAGUCAGUAUCCCUAUCCAUCUGAGUACACAGCAGACAGCACCUGGAUUGCCCCUGAACAACCUCCACCUCGUCCAGCAACCCCGGAGAAGUUCACUAUGCCCCACCGCUGUGCUCGCUUUGGACCUGGUGGUCAUUUGGUCCAAGUGCUGCCUAACCUCCCCUCAGCUGGACAGCCUGCUCUUGUGGAUAUCCAUAACUUGGAGACCAUGCUGCAGGAUACCUCAGCUCAAUCAGAGCUUCGAUCCUUCCCUGGACCUCUUAUUAAGGAGGAUACACAUAAGGUGGAUGUGAUAAAGUUCUCCCAAAACAAAGCACUGGAGUGUUCCCGUGACAACAACCUCUUGGACAGGGACUCUGCCCGCCUUCUCUGGGACUUUAUUGUGCUGCUGUGUAGACAGAAUGGGACUGUAGUUGGCACAGACAUUGCAGACCUCUUGUUGAAGGAGCAUCGGUCUGUGUGGCUUCCUGGCAAGAGUCCUAAUGAGGCCAAUUUAAUUGAUUUUAACAACGAGCCCCUAUCACGGGCUGAGGAGGAGCCAGGAGCUGGACCGCUGUCUCUCCUAUCUGAUACCUUCAUGACUGUGCCAGAGAAUGUUGGCAAAGAAACUGAGCGCUUCAGGGAGCUACUACUGUUUGGCCGCAAGAAGGAUGCACUAGAAGCUGCUAUGAAAGGUGGACUGUGGGGCCAUGCACUGCUGUUGGCCAGUAAAAUGGACAAUAGGACACAUGCACGCGUAAUGACCAGAUUUGCCAACAGUUUGCCCAUCAAUGACCCUCUCCAGACAGUGUACCAGCUGAUGUCCGGUAGGAUGCCAGCAUCAGCAACUUGCUGUGGAGAAGAGAAGUGGGGUGACUGGCGCCCUCACCUGGCCAUGGUGUUGUCCAACCUCACGCACACUCUGGACCUCGAUACUCGCACCAUCACAACUAUGGGCGACACGCUUGCUUCUAAGGGACUGAUCGAUGCUGCACACUUUUGCUACAUGAUGGCUCAAGUCGGUCUGGGAGUUUUCACAAAGAAGAGCACCAAGAUGGUUCUGAUUGGCUCAAACCACAGCUUGCCCUUUUACCAGUUUGCCACCAAUGAAGCAAUCCAGAGGACUGAGGCCUACGAAUAUGCUCAGUCUCUUGGUUCACAGCCUUGUUCACUGCCCAAUUUCCAGGUGUAUAAGUUAAUCUAUGCAUGCCGCUUGGCUGAAGCGGGCCUGAGUGCUCAGGCUUUCCACUACUGUGAAGUUAUCUCCAAGGCUGUCCUCAUGCAGCCUUCCUACUACUCUCCUAUUUUCAUCAGCCAACUCAUACAGAUGUCAGAAAAACUGCGGUUCUUUGACCCACAACUGAAGGAGAAGCCCGAGCAGGAGUUGUUCAAUGAGCCUGAAUGGCUGAUUCACCUCAGACAGCUUGAUGGACAGAUCAGGACGGGAGUAAUCACAUACACUGCAGACAGAACAACUCCCACACAGUUCAACUGCAGCAGCCCUAGCUCUGAGUUGGAUGAACCCAGUCCUCCUGAACCUUAUAGCAUGCCACUGGACGUAGACGGGCCGACCCCCGACAACCCUCUGAUGAGCUCAUUGCUCCCUGGGCCUCCACCACAGGGAGUACAACUGAUGCCUCCAGCUCCUACCUCCAUCCUGCAAGAUGGAAUGCCCCCCACACAGCCCCAAUCCCCUGGUGAUAUGCCCACGUUAUACCCAGUGCCCCCCACUGGACCACCAGGCCACAUCCCUGUCUCAGGCUACCCGCCACAAGAUCCUGGCUUUGGCCCACCUCCGCCCUUCCAGCCUCAACCUGAGCAGUUGGACAUGUACCCAGGAGCCCACCAUCAGCCGGGCCCCCCACCUCCUCAGGUUGGCCAGGUGUCGCCUCACAUGCCCCCUCACAUGCCCCCUCAGAUGCCACAUUCACCUGUACAGAUGAACCCCGUUCCCGGUCAGAUGCCUCCACAUAUGCCUCCUUCUCCUGGACACAUGCCACACGUAGAGCAGCCUCCACAGAUGCUGCCAGAGAUGCAGACGGCUCAGUCAGCAUCAACCUCCCCUCCCAGAGGCUCCCUAACCCCCCAGAGGGACUUCUAUGACCACAUGGCUCUCAUGGGACCUGGAAGGAGAUCAAGGACUACUUCGCAAUCAUCAGCAUACAUGCCCUCAGGACAUCGCUCUCGCACCACCUCCGAGUCUUCCACUCACUCUGGUGGAAGGGAAAGGAGUAACUCGGCUAUCAAGCAGGCCUCUCCACCACCGCCCUCCAUCCCUGAGCAGCCCCGCAAAGAGGAGGCCAAGAAAGUCAAAAAAGACUCCCCAAAAAAGACACAGGGCAGUGGUGGUAGCUGGCUCAGUGGCUGGUUUACAAGGAAGGGGAAGAAUGAGGCUCAUCUGCCAGAUGAUAACAACAAAUCUAUUGUGUGGGAUGAAAAGAAGCAGAGAUGGAUCGACAUGAAUGAGCCUGAAGAGGAGAGUAAACCCCCUCCUCCACCUCCCUCUGGCUUUCCAAAGAUGCCGUCCAUGCCUGGACCUGCAGGACCCACAGGACCUGCAGGACCUGCUGCACCUCCAGGUUGUGGUCCGCCUGUCAACAUGUUCUCCAGGAAGGCGGGCACCAAGAGCAGAUAUGUGGAUGUUCUGAACCCCAGAGGAACCUCUAAAGCUGGUGGAUUAGCUCCGGCAGACAUCUUCGCUCCACUGGCACCAAUGGCCAUGCCUGCCAACCUAUUUGUGCCUAGUUCAGCUCCUGACGAUCAACAACCUCUAGAGGGCAGUGAAGGAGGAAAUCCAGAACAGAAUUCACCAAACGCCAGUGCUGUUCCGCAGAUGUUCAACCCAACGUUGUUACCACCUGCUCCAGAGGGGCCUCCUGUGCCUGAUGGCUCACAGUCUGGGGAGCUCUCACGUUCUAGCUCAAUGAGCUCUUUAUCACGCGAAGUGAGUCAGCAUUUAAACCAGGGUCACCCUCCCCCCGGACCUGCACCCACUGGAGGAAUCACCUUUUAUAAUCCUGCACAGUUUCCACAGACAAAUGCACCAUCAGGAGGUGGACUCCGCUCUGGUCGCCUUGGCGGUCAGCGCCAGUACCCUGUGAUAAGUAGACGCCAUCCUGCUUGAAGGCCUGUCAUGAGAGUGUUUGAAAUGAGUAAAAUCAGGCCUGGAAGAAACUGAAGCACAUGGACUUUCUGUGAUCUGAGAACUGAUCUUUUUUUUUUUUUUUUUUUUUUUGCCUGCACCUAAGAAGAGCAUAAUCACAGUCAUGUCGAUCUUUGUCAGAACAGCUAAACCACUCUUUAAUUUUUCUUCUCAGCUCAUUCAGUCAUUGUUGUUUUGAACAGCAGUGUUUCCUCGAAGGGCUUCUUCCAGCAUCCACACAGACGGUUGUAUAAAGGCUUAUCAACAGAUGCAUCCAUACACAAACAUGUUGUGUGGGCCUAAUUUAGUGUAUAAUAAAUGUCACUGGUUAAUCGACCAGCUUCCCCUCAGACGGACACUGGUUAACCAUAAGCUGAGCGAUCAUCCAGGUCCCUUUGUUCAGUUACCCUCUGCGUGUAUGUGUAAUUAACAGAAAGAAAGUGGCACCUUUUUAAUUUUACAUUAUGAACUUGUAUUUUCAGUUCUUCAGUGUUCUUACUGUCGGCUGGAAAAAGCAUUUUGUGUGAGAAUGAGUUUUGUCAGUCUUGCGUCGUCUACUGUGUCGUUGGCUUUUUCUCAGUUCGGCCUCCAGUAACAGAAGGAUGUCGGGGGAGUCUCGGCCCGGAGAAAAACGAGACUGGCACCCACCGAAGAUGGCGAAAGUCUGCAGUGUCAGGAUGCUGCUUAUUUCCGAUAUUAUUUCAAUGUCCUCCUGCCCAUCGGCGACUCUUCAGUGGGAUGCGCCGGGCUCUUUUUGUUUUCGUCCAAUUUAAACUUCGAUUCCUCUUGAGAAAUUCGACGUUACCGUCGGAAUGAAGAGUGGUCUUAGGAAUAGCAGGAAACAGGAGUAAACAGCAUUUUAAAAUGACAUUUAAAAUAAAUCUAUCCAAAUAUUUGUAUAUCAGAUUGAUUGUAUUUAUGAGCUGUAGGCAUAAAGUGUGUGUGUGUGUGUGUGUGUGUGUGUGUGUGUGUGUGGAGAGCAAUUAAUUUUUUCUGAUUAGCUUUAUUGAAAUGCAUUUAUGAUUCACUAGAGAUGACAUGGCUUCGUACUCUGAUCAUUUGUAUUGGCCGCUUCAGCAGACAAAUAAAUAUUUAUCUAAAAAUGUGAACUUAUUUCUCUCAGAAUUCUUUUUCUGAGAUAAUUUUUUUUAAACCAAUACUGUGUCUUUCAGAGUCCCCUCACUUCUACAAUGUUUCAUUAAAUGAGCUUGUAGACAUUGGUUCAUUUUGGUUUGAGAUCCCCCCCCCCCCCCCCUUGUUUUAAUUCCUCAUGUAAAUUUCUUGACAUAGAUGCACAGAAGGUAAAAAUGAAUGGAAAUAAAAGGUAUUUUUGCGCUCUGUAGCACUUUGAAA